GCCUCUUCCUUGGCUUACAUGUACCCAUGUGUAUGGUCGACAGUUUCAAGGAGCUUCUUAUAAUUAUACAAAAUGGCGAGCUUCAUGAGAUUUUUGCAGCCCAAGAACGUGUUUGUUUACAACCGUUUUUCAUCAGGUCUGCAAAGCUCACUUCGACAUCAUUCAUCAUGCAUGAACCAACAAGAGAGAAGCCAGCCAUUGCCUAGCUGUCUGUGGUCCAGCUCAAGACCAACCAAGAGGGCAAAGCAAUCAAUGUCAUGUUCUAGAAAUGGACCUACUUUCUCAACAGCCAUCAGACAGAUAUCAAUUUCAUCAAGAUCCUGUGGUGAGGUUGUACAAUUUAAGCUAUCAGAUAUUGGAGAAGGCAUCAUGGAAGUAGUGGUUAAAGAAUGGUAUGUCUCAGAAGGAGAUACAGUUGCUCAAUUUGACAGUAUAUGUGAAGUACAGAGUGAUAAAGCCUCAGUGACCAUCACCAGCCGAUUUGAUGGGGUCGUCAAGAAGCUUCACUACGAGCUCGAGGAGACCGCCAAUGUCGGCAUGCCUCUGGUUGACAUUGAAUUAGCAGGAGGUGCAUCUGCGAGUCAAGAAGAGGAUGUAUCGGGUGAAACAUCAAGUGACUCAGAUAGCGAUACAGAACGGGGAGCAGUGUCCACUACCAGAGGCAAAGCUAGAACUCUGAGCACUCCAGCAGUCAAACGUCUUGCCAUGGAACAUAAUAUAUCAUUAAAUGAUGUGCAUGGCACAGGUAAAGAUGGACGAGUACUCAAAGAGGAUAUGCUACGUCAUGUAGAACAGCUGGAAUCAGGAGUACCUCAGUGGAAACCAGUUGCUGAGGAGCUUGAACCUCCACCACCGCCAUCGUCCACAGCCAAACCUAUCAAAACCCCAGUCGUACCCCCUUUCACUCCUACCCCUUCACCUCCAAGAAUCCCUGUCCGGGCCGUAGUUGGCCAGGACCGGACAGAACCCAUCAAGGGUAUCCACAAGGCUAUGGUCAAAGCCAUGGUCCGGUCUAACGCCAUACCUCACUUUGGGUACAAAGAUGAGGUGGAUGUGACAGAGUUGGUUGCACUUAAGUCUCACUUCAAGGCAGCUGCUGCAGCCAGGGGUAUUCAGUUCUCUUUCACACCAUUAUUUAUCAAGGCAGCUUCAAUGGCCCUCUCCUUCUUCCCUGAGAUUAAUAUGAGUGUAGAUGAACAAUGUGAGAACAUGACAUAUAAGGCAGCUCAUAACAUCGGCUUUGCCAUGGACUCACCUCAAGGUCUAAUAGUACCCAACGUGAAGAACGUCCAAGCCUUGACCCUGAUGGAAGUAGCCCUAGAACUCAACAGGAUCAUGGCCCUUGGGUUGCAAGGCAAGCUGGGACAAGCUGACCUCACAGGGGGCACAUUCACACUCUCAAAUAUAGGCACAAUUGGCGGAACAUAUGCAGAUCCUAUCAUUUUUGCACCAGAGGUAGCUAUAGGAGCAAUAGGACGAAUGCAGGUACUACCUAGGUUUGAUGCAGAUGGUGACCUGGUCAAAGCCCACAUCAUGAAGAUCAGUUGGUCAGCGGAUCACAGGGUCUUGGAUGGAGCAACCAUUGCAAGGUUCUCAAACCUAUGGAAAUCUUACCUAGAACAACCUGCUACCAUGCUCAUGGACAUGAAAUAAUAUACUCAUAUGCUGCAAAUCUACAGUGUAAUAUAGUACAUGGUUUCUAUGGUGUGUGUCCCCUGAACACAGUUCACUUAAGCAACAUGAAGCCAACUUCAAAUCAUCAUUUUCUUCAGCUGAUGGUGGCGGGAGAGUAUUCACCCAGGCAGUGAAUAAAAGAAUAUGUCUGCUAGAGUUUGCAUGUUGAUUGGUGUCAUGUGUAAGAUUGAACCAUUAUUUAGUUAUUCAGGGGGGUGUUUCACAAAGAUCCUAAGUUGAACUUAUCUGAAAGUUGGACUAAAAAAUUAUUGAAAGCCAUUAGCAUCUUUGAAAAUAUUUGGUAAAAGUUAUUUUGAAAGGCAUAAAAUGUUGAUUCAAAUCAUUCAUAUUUUCUAUCAUCAAGUAGAUUUCAUGUUAUGGAUAUGGAAUUUAUAAAAAGUCUAAAAUACUUGAAUUUCUGCUUUUAAAUAUAUUUCAUUUUAAGGCUCCAAUGGCUGUCCAUAAUUUUUAAGUCCAACUCGGUGUUAAGUUCUACUUAUGAUCUUUGUGAAACACCCCCCCUGGAUUGUAAGAGUGUCUGCAGUGUGUGUAGACUCCUUCCUCAGUGUGUUUCAUAAAUAUGAGGGCCAUUCAAGAAAUGUAUUCAAAAACUUCGGUAACCCUAAUACAUGGAGUAUAAUUCUUUGUGAAAGAAUUACCAAUCUGUUGAAUAAUAAAUCUGAAACAACUUUGGCUGGAGGCUGUCGAUGCAAGAUACAUAUUAUACCAAAAUCAGCUUUAUAUCUAAUGGGUUUAACAUUUUUGGUCUUUUUCUAUACUACGUGAAUUGUAUGAUGAAUUUAGUAAUUUGUAAUAUUUUUGAAAAAUUAGUUUUGGCUGAAUCUCCUUUCUUUGCUUUUUAAAUACGGGUUUGUAGCUGUUGUGAGGUCUAAGGAUUCCUCAAAUUUCCUGCCUAAUACAAAUUUUUAGUGAUUGUGUACUUGUUAUAUUGCAUCAUGGAUAUAUCAGACUGGAUUUAUUUGUGAAAUUAUCAAACCAAUUGCGCAAAUUCAAAACACUAAAUGAGAAUUAUCGAGUUUUCUCUCCAUCUCUCUUGUAUCUGGCAAGUUAUUGGAGCUGAUGUGUGCUAUUUUGUAUGAUAUAUACAGACAGACAGACCUGCCAACCUUUGGAGUUCAAAUACUGUAUUCUUUAAUCCCAAAAGUUGUAUUUUAUUGACAAAAGUUGUAUUCUUGAAAAUGAACACAAACUGUUGCGCGGAGCAAUGCCUCUUACAGUUCCUACAUACAGGAAGAAUUUUUUUAAUUGGAUCAUUGGUUGAAUAUGCAUGAUUUCGUCAUGACUGGUGUGUUCGAUGAACCAAUGAAUAUCCCCAAAUGGCCAAUGUGAGAUUCUUGAAGGAUACUUUACAGGACAGAAUGGGCAUUUUUGCCAUUGAAAAUGGCACACAAACACACACAAAAUACAAAAGAAAAUAUUUAUUUUAAACAAAAUUGUACCGUCGUAUUUGCUUCUAAAGAUCGUACAAAAUACGACUAAAUCAUACUGGUUGGCAGGUCUGUACAGAAAGAUUCACUCUUGGAUUGUAUUGUUCUAUUAAAUAUCAUCGUACAUUGUCAUUCACAUAAGUGUAUCUUUAAAAUUCUUAUAUCCCAGAGGAACAAAUAAAAAAAUCUGUAUUUUUUAUUUUAUAUGUACAUGUAGUUUUAAUGGUCAUCCUUUUAUUUUGCAUUUAUGAUAGCUUUUUAAAGGUAUAGAAUGAUUUGAGGGAAUUUGCUGCAUUUUGUGUUUUUUUUCCUAUUAUCCACAAAAAGGAUAGGAAUGUCCUUUUGUCACUAAUGAUACUUUAAACAUGAUCUGCAUGUUGAUGCAUUUGAUUGUUCAUUGCCAAUGUUUUCUUUGGGAAAUAUUACAGCAUUUUUUGUUAAGGUAGCUAGUUAAAUUAUUGAAAAACAUUAACGAUUAUGAAAAAAACUAUUUCAGCUCUCUUUUUUUGUAGAUAGUUUAAGCCUCGGUCACAAAUGCCAUUACGAACUGUUACGAACAGUUUUCAGACAAUGGAAAUUUGGGAAGACAAUGGAAAAACGGAGAUUCGUACAAAAUAAUCGUUCGUACGAACCUUUGUGACCGUAGCUUUAAUCAUCACAGUGUGUAGCAUAAAUCUACUAAUCAAUAUUUAUUGUGCAAUUUUCUAAAUUUGUCUGGAUAAUGUGGAAAGGGUUUGGAUAUUUUUUUCGUUUUGAUAUACAGUGUUUCAAUAAAAAUAAAAUAGUACUCCAAACUGAUUUUUCUAAUAAAAUUAUGGUUGAGGGUCUAUUUAAUUGGAUACCACUAAAAA
This is a messenger RNA of Strongylocentrotus purpuratus (purple sea urchin), 3973 nucleotides long. It is a transcript of the gene dbt, whose product is annotated as lipoamide acyltransferase component of branched-chain alpha-keto acid dehydrogenase complex, mitochondrial. Lineage: Eukaryota; Metazoa; Echinodermata; Echinoidea; Camarodonta; Strongylocentrotidae. The transcript has 11 exons. Gene Ontology annotation, molecular function: lipoic acid binding; acetyltransferase activity. The coding region runs from base 73 to 1653 and encodes 526 amino acids. Gene Ontology annotation, cellular component: mitochondrion; cytoplasm. The record is from RefSeq and is a predicted model, not a curated record.